ACUGAACUCGUGCGACUUCUGACGCAGGGGAAGCAGUCGUCUGUCCAUGUCCGAGGGAUCUUCCACUCAGAAGGAAAAAAGAACAAGAAAAAAAGAAAAAAAAGAAAAAAACCAUGUCCGAGGCGAUUACUUCGUGUUCCAGUUCAGUUGAAGGUCUUCAUGUCACGCUAAUCUCCUGACACACUCUCUCUCUUCCCACUCUCCCAGAGAAUCCCUCUCUCUCUCAGGCUGUCUCCCUCUCCCUCAGCACUCAUCAUUCAAUUCGAUUCCGCAGCAUCCCAUUCCAUUCUGCCCCAUUAUCCUUCUCCAGAAUCGAAUCAUUCCAGUCACCGGCGUGAUUUCUUCAUUCCGCAGGGUCAAUCUCUCUCUCCCUCUCGCUCUCUCGUUCUCUCUAUGCGUACACUAUUGCUGGUGGUGUAGCCAGCCCUGCUUCGGCCGGAGGUAGAGACUGUGUUAGUAGGAGAAAUGGAGAAGGAUUCUAGGGUUUCGGAGAACGCCGCCGACGGCCCUCAUUCCUCUUACUGGCUGGACGCCUGCGAGGACAUGUCCUGCGACGUCAUGGGCGAGUUCAUCAAUUUCCCCCCCGCUGACACCGCCAGCUCUGAUCAGGACGCCCUCGUCAACGUUAAUGAUUUCUUCGGCGGCAUCGAUCACAUCCUCGAUAGCAUCAAGAGCGGUGCCGGAGUCCCCACCUCUCAUCCUCCCCCGCCUCCUCCUCCUCCCGGUGCCCAGUUCGGGGCCGACGGGAACCCCUCUGCAGCGCCACCGCUGCUGCAGCAGCCUGAAGCCACGGUCCCGUCUGAUUCCGUCUGGCAACAGCAGGGAGACGCGGUUUGCAAGUCGCCGCACAACGAAGCUCCGAGGAAUGGGAACCGAGAGAGGGACCGGGACUCUGUUGGGGAGGAAAGGGGCGGCAAGAGGGCCCGGUUUGGCAGUUUUAAGAAUGACAGGUUUCACUCAGGCAAGGGGCAUUGGUUUCAAAGGGACAGGGACAAGGAAAGAUGCUUCAACCGUAAGAGGUCGAGGGACUCGGAUGAGACCGAUAGAAGAGAUCGGGACCAUGUCCGCAGAAGAGAGCAUUACUGUGCCGGUUCUCGGAGGGAUGGUAGAGAGAGGGACUGGAGGGAGCGGGAACCCCGGGGUUAUUGGGAGAGGGACCGUCUCGGGACCAAUGAGAUAGUUUUCCGCAUGGGUGCCUGGGAAGCCGAGCGUAACCGAGAUGGGAAGUCCAACGCCAACGGUCACCAAGACAGUGGACAGGUGCAGGACAGGCCCGAGGAGACUAAGGAGAAGCCUCCCGAAGAGCAAGCUCGUCAGUAUCAGCUGGAUGUUCUCGAACAGGCCAAGAGAAAGAACACGAUAGCGUUCCUUGAAACUGGGGCGGGGAAGACCUUAAUCGCUGUUCUACUAAUGAAAAGUGUUUGUAGUGAUUUGCAGAAGCUGAACAAGAAAAUGCUGGCUGUAUUCUUGGUCCCCAAAGUUCCUUUAGUCUACCAGCAAGCAGAAGUCAUUCGGGAGCGAACUGGUUUCCAAGUAGGCCAUUAUUGUGGUGAAAUGGGACAGGAUUUCUGGGAUGCUAGAAGGUGGCACCGGGAGUUCGAAACAAAGCAGGUACUAGUAAUGACUGCUCAGAUAUUACUGAACGUCUUGAGGCACAGCAUAAUUAAAAUGGAAAUGAUAAAUCUUCUUAUUUUGGACGAGUGCCAUCAUGCUGUAAAGAAACAUCCUUAUUCUUUGGUAAUGUCUGAGUUUUAUCAUACGACGCCAAAGGAAAAGAGACCGUCUGUUUUUGGGAUGACUGCUUCACCUGUCAACUUAAAGGGGGUUUCUAGCCAAGUUGACUGUGCUAUUAAGAUCCAUAAUCUCGAAAGCAAGCUGGAUUCCACAGUUUGCACCAUAAAGGAUCGUAAGGAGCUGGAAAAGCAUGUCCCGAUGCCCUCCGAGGUUGUGGUGGAGUAUGAUAGAGCAGCUAGCUUGUGGUCCCUCCAUGAACAAAUAAAACAAAUGGAAGUGGCUGUGGAAGAAGCUGCACAAUCUAGCUCUAGGAGGAGCAAGUGGCAAUUUAUGGGCGCAAGAGAUGCAGGUGCCAAGGAAGAAUUGCAUCAAAUUUAUGGCGUCUCCGAGAGAACAGAGAGUGAUGGUGCUGCUAAUUUAAUACAGAAGCUGAGAGCUAUCAACUAUGCUCUUGGUGAACUUGGUCAAUGGUGUGCUUACAAGGUUGCGCAAUCAUUUUUGACGGCUUUACAAAAUGACGAGAGGACAAAUUACCAGCUCGAUGUCAAGUUCCAGGAAUCUUACUUAACUAAGGUUGUGUCACUCUUACAAUGCCAAUUAUCAGAGGGGGCUGUUUCUGAUAGGGACAUGAAAGAAUCGGACAAUAUAACAUCUGAAGGGACAGAACCUGAUGAGAUAGAGGAGGGCGAACUUCCUGAUAGCCAUGUUGUUUCUGGUGGGGAGCAUGUGGAUGAGAUAAUUGGUGCUGCCGUCGCUGAUGGAAAAGUGUCUCCAAAAGUUCAAUCACUAAUAAAGAUACUGCUCAAGUAUCAGCGCACGGAGGAUUUUCGUGCAAUCAUAUUUGUCGAACGUGUUGUAGCUGCUUUGGUUCUUCCAAAGGUUUUUGCAGAACUUCCAUCUCUUAGUUUUGUCAAAUGUGCAAGCUUGAUUGGCCACAACAAUAGUCAAGAGAUGCGGACGUGCCAAAUGCAGGACACAAUUGGCAAGUUUCGGGAUGGUCGAGUCACCCUGCUGGUUGCCACUAGUGUUGCUGAGGAAGGGCUGGAUAUUCGACAGUGCAAUGUGGUCAUCCGUUUUGACCUAGCGAAGACUGUUCUGGCAUACAUUCAGUCUCGGGGUCGUGCAAGAAAGCCUGGAUCAGAUUACAUCUUGAUGGUCGAGAGGGGGAAUUUGUCACAUGCUGCAUUCUUGAGGAAUGCACGCAAUAGUGAAGAGACCUUACGAAAGGAAGCAAUUGAGAGAACCGAUAUUAGUCAUCUCAAGGAUACUUCGAAAUUUAUAUCAGUGGAUGCAACCCCAGGAACAGUGUAUCAGGUUGAGUCAACUGGUGCUGUUGUGAGCUUGAAUUCUGCUGUCGGACUUAUCCAUUUUUACUGCUCUCAGCUGCCCAGUGACCGAUACUCAAUUCUUCGGCCUGAAUUCAUCAUGGAGAAGCAUGAGAAGCCUGGAGGUCCCACUGAGUAUUCGUGCAGGCUUCAACUCCCCUGCAAUGCCCCAUUUGAAAAGCUUGAGGGUCCUGUGUGCAGCUCAAUGCGCUUAGCCCAACAGGCUGUUUGUCUGGCUGCCUGCAAGAAGCUCCAUGAGAUGGGGGCAUUUACUGACAUGCUCUUACCGGACAAAGGAAGUGGAGAAGAAGGCAAGAGGGUAGACUCCACUGAUGAAGGAGAUCCGCUUCCUGGUACUGCCCGACACAGAGAGUUCUAUCCUGAAGGUGUUGCUAAUGUUCUCCAGGGAGAUUGGAUCUUGCGUGGAGGGAAAAGUUGUGAUGGGUCCAGAAUGCUUCAUUUACAUAUGUAUGCCGUCAAAUGUGUAAAUGUUGGCUCUACAAAAGAUCAGUUUCUGACGCAAGUUUCAGAUUUCUCAGUACUAUUUUGCAAUAAGCUGGAUGCAGAGGUGUUAUCGAUGUCUAUGGAUCUAUUUAUCGCGCGAACCAUGAUAACAAAAGCAUCUCUUGUUUACAAGAGAGCGAUUGAUAUCACAGAAGAUCAGUUGACAGUUCUUAAAAGCUUUCAUGUAAGGUUGAUGAGUAUCGUGCUUGAUGUGGAUGUUGAACCUUCCACCACUCCAUGGGAUCCUGCAAAGGCAUAUCUAUUUGUCCCUGUGGUUGGCGAUGAAUCUAUAGAUCCUUUUAAAGAAAUUGACUGGAAUCUGGUCGAAGCAAUCGUGCAAACAGAUGCAUGGAGCAAUCCGCUGCAGAGGGCUCGACCUGAUGUUUACCUUGGUACAAACGAGCGCACUCUUGGUGGGGACAGGAGGGAGUACGGGUUUGGCAAGUUGCGUCACGGCAUGGCCUUUGGGAACAAGUCCCAUCCAACCUAUGGCAUCAGAGGUGCUGUGGCACAAUUUGACGUCGUGAAAGCUUCCGGACUGGUCGCUAAUAGAGAUGCCCUUGAAAUGCAAAGUUACUCCGAUAUGAUCCAAAAAAGAUUGGUGAUGGCUGAUUCCUUUAUGAGUUCAGACGAUCUAGUGGGAAGAAUUGUGACAGCUGCUCACUCUGGGAAGCGGUUCUAUGUGGACUCAAUAUGUUAUGAUAUGAAUGCUAAUAACUCUUUCCCGAGGAAAGAAGGGUAUCUUGGCCCGCUCGAGUACAGCUCAUACGCGGAUUAUUACUGCCAAAAAUAUGGAGUUGAUCUGAUACAUAAGGAACAGCCGUUAAUUAGAGGGCGUGGCGUUUCAUAUUGCAAGAAUCUCUUAUCUCCCAGAUUUGAGCAUUCGGAAGCGGAGUCUGAUGAAACUCUUGACAAAACAUACUAUGUGUUCCUCCCUCCUGAGCUUUGUCUUGUACAUCCACUCCCUGGAUCACUAAUUCGAGGUGCUCAGAGGCUCCCCUCAAUCAUGAGAAGGGUUGAGAGCAUGCUGCUUGCUAUUCAACUUCAGGACGUAAUCAAUUACCCAGUCCCCGCUUCGAGGAUCCUGGAAGCUUUGACAGCUGCCUCGUGCCAGGAGACAUUUUGCUAUGAAAGGGCGGAGCUUCUGGGAGAUGCCUAUCUGAAAUGGGUCGUCAGCAGGUUUUUGUUUCUUAAGUAUCCUCAGAAGCAUGAGGGUCAGCUUACAAGGAUGAGACAGCAAAUGGUGAGCAACAUGGUUUUAUACGAGUAUGCAUUGAGCAAAGGGCUUCAAUCAUACAUCCAGGCAGAUCGGUUUGCUCCAUCUAGAUGGGCUGCACCCGGUGUCCUUCCGGUGUUUGAUGAGGACACCAAGGAUGAGGAAUCAUCCUUGUUCGACGAUGAGACUUCAGCCACAAAGGGUGAGUCUAGGAGGGAGUUUAACGGUGAUGUGGAUUAUGACGAUAUGGAAGACGGUGAACUCGAGAGUGACUCGAGUUCUUACCGAGUCCUGUCAAGUAAGACACUGGCAGAUGUUGUUGAAGCACUGAUUGGGGUAUAUUACGUGGAAGGUGGGAAAAAUGCUGCCAACCACCUCAUGAAAUGGGUAGGAAUACAGGUCGAGUUCGAUAAUGAAGAGAUAGAGCAUGCAAUAAAGCCAUCCAAUGUGCCCGAGAGCGUCCUUAGAAGUGUGAAUUUUGAUGCAUUAGAAGCUGCGCUAAAUAUUAAGUUCAUAGACAGGGGACUGUUGGUGGAAGCUAUUACUCAUGCAUCCCGACCAUCUUCUGGAGUCUCGUGCUACCAGCGGUUGGAGUUUGUUGGCGAUGCUGUGUUGGAUCACCUUAUCACGAGGCAUCUUUUCUUCACAUACACUGAUCUUCCACCUGGGCGCUUGACAGACCUUCGAGCUGCUGCAGUAAACAAUGAAAAUUUUGCUCGUGUCGCUGUUAAACACAAGCUCCAUUUGCACCUUCGGCAUGGGUCUAGUGCUCUGGAGAGGCAGAUAAGAGAUUUUGUAAAAGAAGUUCAGGAAGAAAUAUCGAAGCCUGGGUUUAACUCUUUCGGUUUGGGAGAUUGUAAAGCUCCAAAAGUUCUCGGUGACAUUGUUGAAUCAAUUGCUGGUGCUAUAUUUCUGGACAAUGAACGGGAUACGGCCGUUGUCUGGAAGGUUUUUCAGCCUCUAUUGCACCCAAUGGUCACUCCAGAAACACUCCCAAUGCAUCCGGUUCGUGAGCUGCAGGAGCGAUGCCAGCAGCAAGCUGAGGGCUUGGAGUAUAAAGCCUGUCGUAGUGGCAAUUUGGCCACAGUUGAAGUAUUCAUCGAUGGCGUACAGGUUGGAGUAGCUCAGAACCCACAAAAGAAAAUGGCACAGAAACUUGCUGCCCGGAAUGCACUGGCUAUUCUGAAGGAGAGGGAGACCACUUUCGCAAAGGAGAAGGGCGAAAAUGGAGAUGGAAAGAAGAAAAAUGGCAGCCCGACAUUUACAAGGCAAACAUUAAAUGAUAUCUGCUUGCGCCGGAACUGGCCAAUGCCGUUCUAUCGGUGUGUGAAUGAAGGCGGCCCUGCACAUGCGAAGAGGUUUACGUAUGCGGUGCGUGUGAAUACGACCGACAGGGGAUGGACUGAUGAAUGCGUGGGAGAGCCAAUGCCAAGCGUCAAGAAGGCCAAAGACUCUGCCGCGGUCCUCCUCUUGGAGCUCCUCAACAAAUGGUAUUCCUCAUGAUCUAUCCAGCUUUCUACUUGUUAUAUAUUCGUGGGUGGUCCAAAUCGAGAGAAAAACCAAGACUAUCUAUCGUUCAUUCACUGACCAUUCAAAAUAUACACUCUCACUCAUAUAUUACAAAGUGACACCUUUACUUGCUCUAUUUCACACUUGUGCCAAUAUACUAUGCAACACUCUCAACAGUGGGAACUCGUAUUUUAAGCUCGCCUAUUUAAGUUGUUGACGGGUGCUUGUCUUAGAAUAACGGAGGAAAUGCCUUUAGUGAACUUGUGAUGGUUGCAUUUCCUGUUAUUUUAUGCAACGCAGCAACUGAAUAUGUUUAGAUUGCUAACA
Messenger RNA from Punica granatum (pomegranate), 6615 nucleotides. The record is from RefSeq and is a predicted model, not a curated record. NCBI's taxonomy places the organism in Eukaryota, Viridiplantae, Streptophyta, Magnoliopsida, Myrtales, Lythraceae.